AUGGCUCUCCUGUCACGACUGGCCCAGACACCGGCUGGUUCCAGGGAACUCCUCGCCGCCAACUGCAUCAGCUACAUCGCACAGUGCCGCUUCAUUGACCUUCGACCCGAUCACCACGACAAACACACAUCUGGUCUGCACGGCAACGUAUUUGACCCCAGUGGGACUGGGUUCGUCCCUUCCGUCGGCGAUCGUUAUCGGCAGCUGCUUCUUCCUCUGUUGAAACUACUGCUGACCAUGUUGACGUGUCCCGGUGCCCAGAGGUCAGAGGUCAAAUCUCAGGUGACGUCCCUAAUUGGAGCCCACUCUGACACGUUUACGUCGAUACUCAAGAGUCACCGAGGCCCGGUUUCCGUGGCAACCCUGGAGGAGUUGUCCUUGGUGACUGGGGUAAUUGGUCACUCUGGAGUAGGGCAGGACUGGAGUACCCAGGACUCCACUGCGCUGGGGUCGGGGAUGGUGCACAUCCAGAGAUUGAUGCUGGCUCUUAUCUCGCACUACUGCAACUCACAGAUGUGGUCAGGAUUGGUGGCAGAGGCUCUGCGAGGAGAAGCAGAGGGAACAGACGUGAACCCUGACCCCUUGGUCACCUUGGAAACGAAGCUAAAAGUCCUCCAGAUAUGUGCCAACAUCGUUGACUACUGCCGCGUUGCCAUGACAAUGGGAGGAAAGGAGUUUUCCUCUCCGUACUGUCGUAUUAUCUUCUCUCCUGAAUUGAUGACAUCACUGUCGACCAAUCAGAGUAGAGACGGACCUCGUGCCUUCCACACCUCCUCCUCCUCCUCACCCCUCACUCCCUCACAGUCACAGUCACUCGGACACCUCAUCAAACAACUUAGAGAAGUAUCCGACGGUUACCAGGUGACCCUGGAGAGUUCUCGACAGAUCCAGAGGAAGAUCAGUCAGCCUUCUUCUCUCUCCCAAGACGAAGUCUUACAGCUGGUGUCUCUGGCAGCCAGCUCUCUCCCUCUCUCUCACCAGCAGUCUCUCGCCAGAAGGAAACUGAAGAAGAUGCUCUCACUCACCAAGAAAGAGAUGGACCUCCAUGCCUAUAUUACCGAAAACCUACUCUACGUGCUGUGGAGGCAUCUACAGUUCUAUUUAAUGCACUGCAAGCCAGUGGGCUGGGGCCAGAGGCAUGGGAGUGGGCGGAGCUUCCUUCACCCGACCUACCAUGAGAAGAAUAGAUGGUUCGUUCACAAACCUGCUAAGGUGACUGCCAUGGAAACGACCUUUGACCUGUCGUCUCUGAGCGAGGGCGUAAGUCCGGGAGAUCUGGAAUCACUGAAGAUGUCCAUUGGUCGAUGUCUCCCAAGUUCUCUCUUCCAACAGCUUCUCGAUGUUGAAGAGGGGCAGGAGGCAGGGAGGCGAGGUCAGGUCAGCUUCAUUCAGGCACUCGUACACAGGAUACGGAAACUCGUCAAACUACGAGCUGCCCCGCCCACUGCCACACCCGCUCUAGUCACAUGACCUCCUAGCAACCAAACUUCUUACUGUUUAUUCUCCUAACAAAUUAAUUAUUGCUUUGAAAAAUUGACCCUAAUACUCAGUACCACACUCGGCAAUGCAUGCAAUAUUUUUUAUAUAACUAUUCGAAUGCACCAGUUUUAUUGGCCAUUAGCACAGAUAUUAUAUUAUACACAAAUCAAUAUCUUGAUUGGUGCACGAAAAUGCUAAACCUCCUAGACGAAAGUCUGUGAUAAAUAGACAAACACUAGUCCAUAAAGUGACGCGAUGGAUUCACUCCGUACAGCCCAGUCCUUAUCUCUGGCAUCAUCUAAUCAAACGAAACGAGAUUCAAAAGAUAACAGCAUUGAUACACUAAACAUCAUAACAAGUAAACG
Messenger RNA from Geodia barretti, 1844 nucleotides. NCBI's taxonomy places the organism in Eukaryota, Metazoa, Porifera, Demospongiae, Tetractinellida, Geodiidae. The record is from the annotation of a GenBank genome assembly.